This is a messenger RNA of Penicillium cataractarum, 1038 nucleotides long. RefSeq lists its product as uncharacterized. The transcript has 4 exons. Bases 1 to 1038 code for a protein of 345 amino acids. The record is from RefSeq and is a predicted model, not a curated record. Lineage: Eukaryota; Fungi; Ascomycota; Eurotiomycetes; Eurotiales; Aspergillaceae.
AUGUCGCGCUGUCCAGGGAACUCUCACUCGAGAGAAGAAUUGCAGGGCUACUAUGAGUCCGUUGACCCCAACUGGACGGGUGUGGAAACACCUGCAUUCCAAGCCUCUUUCAUGGGGGUAACACCAUCUCCUUAUUGCACAGAGCCUAUGGUCCCGCAUCCUGCCAUCCUUACGCCCAUCUCCCUGCCAGAUAGUUCAUUCCAUCCGAGCCCAGCACUCAGCCGCCACUCCCAAGAGUAUCCAGCUCAAGAUUAUAGUUACAACAUAAACCCAGUCCAAGCACAGGGUCUGGGUAUCACCGCACAAUUCCCCAGUGAAUAUCCACGGACGUCAGCCCCACUCGCUAGCUAUGCCUACGCUCCAAAUGAACCCCCAUAUGCUAUGGGCUAUACGCCUAACAUGUCGCCUGCAGCUCCGGCACCUAAGCGGAUGAAGCGAACUUCCUCGGAUAUGAGGACUCCAUCCCGCGACACCCGCACUCCUCUCAGCAUUCUGCCCGACCCGGAAGGCGUCGAACGUCUGGAGCGCGAGCGUAGCCAAAGUACGCCAGCUCCAACACCAAUGCUGCCAAAGCCUCGUGCACCAGGCCGUGGUCGCCGAGACCCCAAAGCAGAGGAGGAAGAUGCUUUUGUUGAAGACUUGCGUGAGCAGAAUCUGGCGUGGAAGAGAGUACGUGAAAUGUUCUGUGAGCGAUUCAACAAGGAUGUCACCGAGGCUCGAUUGCAAAUGCGGUUGACUCGUCGGCGCAAGGAACGAGUUGCGCGCUGGGAAGAGCAUGAUGUUCAGCUGCUCCUCUCCGCUUCCGAUAUGUGGGAGAUCGAGAGGUACCAAUUCAUCGCUAAUAAGAUGAAAGAAUUGGGCUCCACGAAAGAGUAUACGCCCGAUCAAUGCAGGGCUCAACUACGAUAUCUCGAAAUCAAACAACGUCAAGCACACCCCGGUAGCAUAUCUCCUUCAGUAAUAUCCGACGCAGAGGAAUCACCCAUUAAUCACCCACCAACAUCACGAAAGCGAGCCCGUCAGGAAUUGGAAGAUUGA